AUGGUGUUCGGAAAGUCGACACGAUCAAUAUUUCCUUUACUACCACCAUACGGGGCACACAACCCAGUAGAUGGGCGGAUUAUCCCAUCUCAUCCAGAUGGCCUCACACCAUAUCUCGGCUUAAGGGCCCGACUGUCGCAGGUUUGGAUCAAUCGCUGGACGAUCUUGAUCUUGCUUGUGCUUGUUCGACUCUUGUUAGCAAUCGGCAGCAUACGCAGCGAUAUGGCGAGUGCCAAACGCGAAGCCCUUUCUGCCUGUACCUCUGUUGAAUCCAUGGGUAGUGCUAUGGCGUCGAUGCCAUAUUACCUCGCCGGGGGAGUUAAUGAGAUGGUGGCUGCCGGUGUCACGGAUGCAGUGAGUGGGUUGAACACCAUGCUCGACUUGGCUCUCACUGCCGCCGAAGAGAUCAUAAUCUUCGUUCUUAAAAUGAUGUACCAGACCUACCUCUGUCUGAUCACCUUGGCUGUUCGAGGCGUGGUGGAAGUGGCAACGGUGCUGAUCGAGGAUGUUGUGGACGGACUGAACGCAACGAUCAAGGCCGCGGAGGCUGAUAUAACAAGUGUCGUCAAAACCUUUGAAAGCGCUUUGGAUGACGUGAUCGACGUUAUCAACGACCUAGGCGCUUCGGUCCCCACCUUAAAUCUCAACAGUUCUCUCGCUGAGUUGAACAGCUGGUCUAUUCCUUCAUCUGUCGACACGAGUAUCAGCAAGCUCAACAACUCAAUCCCCAGCUUUACUACCAUAGAGAAUUUCACUGAGACAGUCAUCAAGACGCCCUUUGAGGAUGUCAAGAAACUACUCAACAGUUCCUUGGGUAGCUACACUUUCGACAGCUCUGUGCUUUCUGUCCCCGCGAAGAAAUCUUUGACAUUUUGUGACAACAGCGACGGAAUAAAUAGCUUCUUCGAUGGGGUCACCGACAUUGCCAUUCUUGCUAGGAAGAUAUUUAUCAUCGUCUGCAUCAUCGCGGCUGUCUUGGCCUGUAUCCCCUCCGCGUACCAAGAAAUUCGGCGUUGGCGUCACAUGAAGGAGCGUGCACAACUUGUCCGCAAGGAAGCUCAUGAUCCUAUGGACGUAGUUUACAUUGUCUCCCGACCAUACACUGCAGCUGCCGGUAUCAAAGCAGCAAGCCGAUUUAGCAACAGUCGGCGGCAAAUCAUCGUCCGGUGGACUGUUGCAUAUGCAACCUCUCUGCCAGCGCUCUUUGUUCUCGCCCUCGGCCUCGCCUCCCUGUUGGCCUGUCUGUUUCAAUGGAUUAUUUUACAUGAGAUCUCGAAGGAAGUACCAGCUCUUAGUGCUGAAGUUGGGGAGUACGCCGAAAAGGUGGUAUCGGCUUUACAAAAUGCCUCAACUGAGUGGGCGGACACUGCGAACAACUACAUCACCAACUUCGAUACGGAGGUAAAUACUGAUGUUCUGGGAUGGGUCAACACAACCACAACAGCCGUUAACUCUACCCUGAACGUCUUCGUGGACAAGGUGACUGUGGUCCUCAACGAUACAUUUGGAGACACAGUCCUCAAGGAUGCAAUCGAAGAUGUAUUCAACUGUCUGAUUGGUCUGAAAAUUGCAAGUUUCGAAAAGGGUUUAACUUGGGUCUCUGACAACGCCCACAUUAGCAUUCCGCUAUUCCCCACCGACGUCUUCUCCAAGGGCGCAAAUGCAAGCAUCACAAACGGCACUUCUGAUGAUAGCUUCCUCUCUGACGCGGGCGAUGAAACUUCCAACAAAAUAACCGAGGUUGUCGACGAUGCGAUCGCCGCACUUCAGGCUGCUCUCCGUCAAGAAACUAUUAUCGCUGCUGCUGUCUUUCUUGUCUGGGUUAUUAUCGUUAUGUGUGGUGUAUGUCGCGCAAUGUUCUUAUGGUGGGGCCACGAUCGUACCCGUGGUGAUGGAGGUGGUCAUGCCCUUGACCCAGUACCUAACAACCCGCCACCACCACCACCUGAUUCUCGUGGUUUCACUGACGUGCCUCUCACUUCUAUGCCGAAGGCAGCCUCUGGGAGUGCGGCUCCGGCUCCAGCUCCCAGAUAUGAGGCUCGUGCAGCGAGUGCUGUAGCCAUACAGGCUGAUCCGUUUCAUGAUGCUCACGCCUUCCCCGACGAGAAACAUGGAUUUGCUGGUCAGAGAACGGCUUUGCAGGUUGACUCUGCGGCAGCGUUGAGGCACAGCAAUUGUGUGGAGUAUGAUGUCAAGGGGUGA
Molecule: messenger RNA, 2202 nt
Organism: Penicillium verhagenii
Lineage: Eukaryota; Fungi; Ascomycota; Eurotiomycetes; Eurotiales; Aspergillaceae
Gene: prm1
Product: pheromone-regulated protein PRM1
Exons: 1
Coding region: 1-2202 (733 amino acids)
Cellular component (GO): mating projection tip
Source: RefSeq, a predicted model, not a curated record